UACCUCAAGGAGACAAAAUUAUUGACACUUUGAACAAAAAAUUUAUACAAUAUGCACCCUUGCAGUCAAAUAUUUCAAUAGACGAGUCGAUGGUUCCUUACUAUGGAAAACAUGGCUGCAAGCAAUUUAUACGCGGCAAGCCGAUUCGGAUACAAAGCUUGGGUUAUGAGUACCAAACGACGGACGGAAAAACAAAGAAAUCGCCAGUGAAAGCCAAGGUCUUGGGGAAUCUGUUGUACUAAACUUUGCUGAGGUUCUGCAAAGAGAAUAUUCUGGUUUGCGCUGUUCACUAUACUUGAACAAUUUUUUUACCUCUGCUAAAAUGAUAUACAAACUUACUCAGAUAGAUUUUGGGGGCAACAGGGACAGUGAGAGAAAGUAGAACGAUGAAAUGUAAAUUAAAUGACUCAAAGAUAAUGAAAAAGGAAAAAAGGGGAAUUAAGGACAAUAGUAUCGUGGGAAUAAAAUGGAAGGACAACAGCGUUGUCAGUGUUUUGUCAAAUGCAUUGAGCCUUUAAAGGUUUUCGGUUCAAGAAAAAAUGAAAGUUAAUGUUCCCCAACCCUGUGCAAUAAAAAUGUAUAACACGUUCAUGGGGGUGGGGGGGUGUAUGAAAUAGAUUAUAAUAUAUCCAACUACCGAAUUGAGGGGCAAAAAGUGAUAUGAUAUACCCCCAUACUGUAUUGGAUGAUUGAUUUGUGCGUCAACUAGCCCGCGCAUACGGUUAUUAAUAAGUUAAUCUUCAUUUUCGAAGAGAAUUUCCCAGUAUAUUUUAAAGAAAUAAGGAGUAAAACCGAAAAGCCUGGGCCAAAGAGAUCUUCUAUAUAUUGUACCACUUCGGAAGGACACCACUUGAUAGUUUGUCAACAGCCAAGAAGAAGGUGCUUUUUAUGUAAAAUCAAACUUGUCAAAUUCCACUUCACGACAAAUGUUUUGAUGAAUUCCAUAAAAUGUAACCACUUUUUAAUGUUUCUGUUUAAAAUAUCAAAAAAUAAAAAAAAGAUAAUUAAGUCUUGUUUUUUAUUCAAUAAGCGCCCAAGGGGUCGUUAACCACCAUUUCUAAAUAUAUUUUUUUAACAUUUUUUCAUAUCAUGCUUUGUCGUUUUUUAAUUAAAAAUAAUUAAUUUACUUGUUCAAAAAAAGUUCAUAGUUCUGGACAUCGUUUGUCGGAAUGUUGCACGUCGUAUCUUAACCAAGCAUAGUAGGCCGCCGUCGGUAAUCCCCCACCUGAACGGACAAGACCGAAAGUAAUUCCACAAAGCUGGUAGUGCCCGCGUGUCCAAGUCUCGACGGUCGUACCACGUACCGAGUCUACGCAAUCGAAAACAUGAAUCGUACUGGGAAACUGGUCUGACGUUGCUGGUGAUUUUUUUGCCUUCGUCGUCGCUUUCUGGAGGUCCAUCUUCUGCUACGCGGCGACUGACCCGAGACCCGGCCGCGAGUCAACACUGAACCGAGCUUCGAGGUAGUACCGGGGUUUUGGUGUGGCGUUUUUCUUUCCGGCUGUGUUUAACAGAAUGGGCAUCAAAAUGGCGGACAACGUCGACGACUACCCCGACCGCGUUGCGGAAAUGUACAAGGAUAAGACGAUCUUCAUCACCGGUGGUACGGGCUUUGUCGGCAAAGUACUAAUCGAGAAACUGCUGCGUUCCUGCAGUCAGGUGAACAAAAUAUACAUCCUGAUCAGGACUAAGAAAUGGAAACACCCAAACGACCGCCUUAAGGAUAUGUUCGCAAGCCCGUUGUACGACAUGGUCAAGGAACAACGCGGCGAGGACAUCAUCAACAAGGUAUCGCCCGUAGUAGGGGACGUGAUGCUCCCCAACUUGGGGAUCUGCAAGGAAGACAGAGAAAUGCUGGCUGAGGAAGUGGAAUUUAUCUUCCAUUGCGCUGCGACGAUCAGAUUCGACGAGACAUUGAGCAAGGCGGUGUUUUUGAACGCCCGAGGCACCAAAUACAUGCUGGACCUGGCCAAGGAAUGUAAAAAAUUGCUGUGUUUUGCCCACUUGUCAACCGCUUAUUGCCACCUGCAUGAACGCAUACUUUACGAAAAGCCCUACCCGCCCCCCGCCGAUCCCCACAAAGUGAUCCAAACGGUAGAAUGGCUCGACGAGGAGGUGAUUAAUACCAUCACCCCCACCAUUCUGGGCGACAUCCCCAACACGUACGCCUUCACCAAGGCUUUGGGGGAAGCCCUGGUGGGUGAAGAGAAAGAUCGACUGCCCGUAGUUAUUCUGAGGCCCUCUGUAGUGAUACCCAUAUGGAAGGAGCCACUGCCCGGGUGGACGGACAAUAUCAACGGUCCUACGGGGCUCCUCAUCGGGGCCGGCAAAGGGGUCAUAAGGACCAUGUACUGCAAGCAGGACAGCUACGCAGAUUAUGUGCCCGUCGACAUCACCGUCAACGCCAUGUUGCUGUGUGUGUUUGACUACGUUGAGUUGAAAGGCGGCAGAUGGGUGUACAACCUCACCAGCUCGGCCGAAUACAAAAUAACGAUGGAGGAAAUAAUCAACAUCGGUCGUAGGGUCAUCAACACGCGGAUCCCACUCAACGGAGUAGCGUGGUACCCAGGAGGAUCGAUGAAGAGGUCGAAAAUAGUGCACUACAUCUGCUUUUUCCUCUUCCACCUGGUUCCCGCCGUCCUGGUUGACUGUUUAUUGUUAGUCCUCGGAUAUAAACCAGUUUUGAUGAGGGUGCAGAAGCGUAUCUGGAAGGGAUUCGAGGUAUUCGAGUACUACGCGAACAACCAGUGGGAUUUCAAUAACGAGGACUCGAUGAGAACCAGGGAAACCCUUAAUCCCAAAGAGAGACUGGUGUACAAGUGCGACGGGGACGGCAUAGACUAUUUCGAAUAUUUCACCAAGUGCGUGCACGCUGCCAGACUGUACAUACUGAAAGAAACUGACGAUACCUUGCCAGCAGCCAGAAGACAUAUGACAGUGAUGUGGCUGGUGGACAAGGUGUGCAAAAUCCUCUUCGCUGUCGGCAUGCUGUAUUUGCUCUACAAAAAGGUGCUGAGUCCCGUGCUGCAAGCGUACUUGUAGCGUCAAGUUCUUUUAGUUGUAGUUGUAGUAGUGGUUGUUGUUUUACCAGUGCAAUACGAGUCGAGAUGAUGGGGUCGAUAAUGUUGUCUUUUACUUUUAGUCAGAUAUACUAUUUUUAUACUUUUCCUUAAAAAAUAAAACUUAAAAUAAAAAAAACAAGGCGUAUCGCUGGCCUUGGCCAAACCAUACACGGGUUUUAUUUACGGCAAGUUGAAAACGUUAAAAUUCCAAAUCUUUGUAAGUAAUUUAAUGACUAUUAUAGUGGUACAAUAAAACCUCUGUUUGUGGCCACUCUCAUAAAACGGAUUCCCAAGGGUGGUCGCUACUGUGAUGAUGUUGUGUACUGAUUCGUUUAUAAAAACCCCAAAAGG
Cylas formicarius (sweet potato weevil) is the source of this 3413-nucleotide messenger RNA. RefSeq names its product fatty acyl-CoA reductase 1. NCBI's taxonomy places the organism in Eukaryota, Metazoa, Arthropoda, Insecta, Coleoptera, Brentidae. Gene Ontology annotation, biological process: long-chain fatty-acyl-CoA metabolic process. The transcript is spliced from 10 exons. The record is from RefSeq and is a predicted model, not a curated record. Gene Ontology annotation, cellular component: peroxisome. Gene Ontology annotation, molecular function: alcohol-forming very long-chain fatty acyl-CoA reductase (NADP+) activity. Bases 1516 to 3042 code for a protein of 508 amino acids.